Messenger RNA from Nothoprocta perdicaria, 7690 nucleotides. RefSeq names its product ALMS1, centrosome and basal body associated protein (gene ALMS1). The record is from RefSeq and is a predicted model, not a curated record. Lineage: Eukaryota; Metazoa; Chordata; Aves; Tinamiformes; Tinamidae. Gene Ontology annotation, cellular component: cytosol; centriole; centrosome. Gene Ontology annotation, biological process: regulation of centriole replication. The transcript is spliced from 21 exons. Bases 1 to 7338 code for a protein of 2445 amino acids.
AUGAUGGAGAAUCUAACUGGUGGUGUUCAGGGCUCUGUGGUUGGGCUCAUGCUAUGUAAUGUCACCAUUGAUGACCCAAGAGAUGAACUGGAUGCCAUCUCAUUAAGUUUGUGGAUGACACCAGUUUGGAUGGAGUGGAUGAUAUACUGGAGGAUGGGACUAAAUCAGAGGGAACUUGACAAGCUGGAGGAGUUGGCCAAGAGAAUUCUCAUGGAGUUUAGCAGUCCUAUUGCCACAACUCCGCCGCAUCCGAGCUGGAUGGAGGAAUUCCUGAGCCAGAGCAGCAGUGGCACCCAGGUGUCGGUCACCAGYGGCGUCUCCCUGGGAGAAGCAAUCCGUCAGAAAUCUGCCAUGAGUGAGGGAACAGAGCCAUGGUAUCACCUUCCAGCAGAAGUGGAUGUCAGCCGCUUAACUGCUGCCUCGGACUCCAAACUUGGCCUGACGUGGGAUAGGAAUGACCUGAYGGACUUCCCAACGAUGGAGGAGGGAGUGUUGCCUUCGGCAGAAGCCUCCACAAGGCAGUAUCCCGGGGACGCAGCACGUGGCUCGCUUCUGGAUAUUCAGGACAGUCGAUUCUCGCCCUGUCUUCCACUGCUGAUGACAUACUCAACACAGGGUCAAAAAAUUUUGGGUGAUACACUUUUCCAGCAGUCAGAAGGGGAUUUUAUUCCUCUAAGAGGAAUUCCUGAUGUUUCCAGUGCCUCUGAGGAUGAAGGUUUCUCUCUGGUCAGUAAUGUACCAGCUGCUGUUCUUGAGCUUGCAGAGAAAGAAGAAAGGCUAUCGAGGCAUGAUGAGUUCUCCUCAUCUUCAGAAAACUCUUGUAGAACUGCACUGUUGAGGACCUCGGAAAAAUGCGAAAUGGAGAGGCAAAUGGAAAAGGGAAAAAUGGCAGAGAGUGAGUCAGAAGGCAACGGAGAUCCCAAGGAUUAUGUUGCUACUUCCAUUAGAGAGACGGUGUCGUUGGCAAAUUUGCCUUUUCAGGAUGAAAACUUGGUGCCCGUCCGCUCCCUUACCGGAUCUCAGCGCGAUGCCUCAGCGAGUGUCGCCAGCAGGGACCCCUCUCUGACCGAAGCUGUUCAGCCAGCACACUCGACACAGGCAGAGGAAAAAAGUGCUGUUUUAGGAGUGCCUGAAACUAAAGGGAGCAGUAAUAGUUCACUAGACUCCGUGUUACAGAAGUUUACGGCCAAGCUUGUUGUCACUGGGUCAAGUGAUGAAGAUGCUGAGAGUAACAAUACAGAACAGAGUUCAGACACAAAUCUCAUCCUUUCUAGUGAACAAAUGGAUCAACUCCUUAAAAAGGUUGGAAACUCUCAAGCUGUUGAUGAAGAGAGUUUUGGUGGCCUUGAAAACCAAAGACAGUCUCCUAAGCUAGAUGCUACUCCUGGCCACGUCACUAUGGACCAUUUCAGUGAUAUUUCCCCAGACAGCUUGAAUCUUCUUGCUAGUUCUGGGGGAAGCAGCCAGCUGGACUUGGGCCCUUCUCAGGUUUCUAGGCACUUCUUCAGUGCAGAAGAGGGGAACUUCAUCCCCUUUCGACUAAGCCCUUUGAAAACUCCAGAGAAAGAAGAGCUAAAUAUUGAAGAAAGGAUCCCAGUGUAUCUUCGCAACCUUGGCAUUGACCAGUCCCCUGGAUCUAUCCUGACUCCGUUUGUGCCCCGAGGACCUAUCAGGGAAGUUGAAUUUUCCCCCUCAGAGCUUCGAACACUGAAGGACUCCUCCGACUCUCUUAGGAAGACGGCUCAGCGGCUACAAGAUGAAUUGCUGACUGCAGUUGACGCUCCGCAAACAAGCUUUAACUCUGGCACUUCCACUCGCAGUAUGUCUGUCCCAAUGGGUUCAGAAGUUGGCUCUGAUGUUCUGUUCCCCAGGGAGCUCUCUCCUUGCUUCUCAAGAUCUUCUGGAGACAGACCAGUGAGUCAGUGCAGUGUUUCAUGCCCCCAACAGGAGCUAACUGCCUCCCAUGGUGUUGUAAGCAGAGCAGAGUAUUUGUCUGUCUCCAAACUGGCUGAUCCAGAUCAGCAGCUUCAGAUGGUCUCACCUGGCUGCUGUUCUGAUGUAGAGACUGCAAAACGUGUUCAAGAUCUGCUAGCUAAAAACGAGGCGAAGGAUGCAGAGAGCCUGCAGAGGUGGCCUGCAGGUUCUUUGUCUGGAGUUGGACAGGAAAUGGGAGUUGAGAUAGGAUCACAGCCUUCAAGUGUAGGUACUUCUGGUAAUGAGAGGAAUAAGGAUCCAGAAAGCGAUUCCUUGAUUGGAUCUGAUACACUGAAAGAAAUCCGGAAGCUUUUAGCAAAGGCAGAGGAUAUAGCUGGCAGCUGGUGCAACCCUGUCGUUUCCAGUGCCUCUUCUAGAGAAACUGUUGACUCUUCUCCAGUGCUAAAUAGAGAGGAGGGUGAUCUCAAGGAUUCCAGGGUAGCGAAAGACAACGUCCCUGAGUUUCAGAGGAUGUCGUUGUGGGACGAAGCUGUGACCCAAAGGCGUUCCCAAGAAGAGCGGUCAGUCGUAAAGUGCCGGAAUUCUUACCAAGGCAGCUCGAGAUGGGGAACUUCUCUUGAUGUCAAUUUACACAGCAAUGAAGAAGUGAUGAAAGAGAAGACCAAAGAGUUUAAGACCAGAAAAUCUGCAGGAAGGUCCGAGCCAGAAGGCUGCAGUAGUGCAGCAACGGACAGAAAUGCGCCUGCUUUUGUGCCUGUUGCACUGAGUAAUGCAAGUAGUGAGCUGAGCAGUGGAAAAACUUCAGAGCUCCUGAGUCCUUCUCCAGCAGAGCCUUCAGGCUGCAUCACAGAUGCCCUGGGAAGCUUGCCCAGGGCCUUGGCUAAAGCUAGUGCAGCUGGCAGCAAGGAGGGAGGAAUUCAAGAGAAYGAUAACAGUAGCAGUGGAGAUUCGCUGGCUGCCCGUGUCAAAACCCUUCUCCGAAAGGGAUCGCCUGUGGCACCUGCAAGACAAGAUUUCAGAAGUGUGGAGGAAGAGGAGAGGAAAGCACGAGCUUGGGUGAAGCUAAAACUGGCCAGCCGAUCUCUGGAGUCGGUGUCAGACCUGACUGAAGAGGACAGGCRAAGGAUAGAGGAGAUCAAGGCAGAGCUGCUGCUGAGCGCCAAGAAAUCGGGAGCAGCCAAGGCUCCAGCUUUGGAAACUGCUUCUGAGUACAGCCAGAAGUGGGAACAGGACAGAGAGCCCUCCAGAGCUUCGAGCAACAGAACUUCUCCUGUUGAGAGCCAUGCACGAGGGUUCAGGACGGAGGAUGUUUGUGAGUCUAGGUCACAGCAAGUCAGGCCAGUGCAUGGGGCUGAUCCCUCUGACUGUUGCCUCCUGAGGAAGGCACAGUUCAAAUCCUCGAGUACUGUUCGAACACCCCAACAUCAGGCAGCUGCAACUAGUCAUUCUGAUGCCAGCACUGGUCUUCACGCUCCCUUGCAGCAGGAAUGGGACACCCAGGUAAUGAGAUUUCCAGCUGCUUCUGAUACACAGAUGGAGGAAAUACGUCUUCCAGCUCAGAAGCUGUCUGUGGAAAAGUCUUCUGAAGAAAUGACCAAGCAAAUUACUUCUAUCACUUUUUCAUCCCGAAAACGUUCUCCAUCACCACUGAAUUGCAUGGUACUUGGCAGCAGCCUUACUGGAGAUGGUCUUGAUGRGGUAAUGCCAUUGGAGAUUGGCUCUGCAGAUACUGAGGAGCAGGACCAUGGUAAACAACGUUGGGCAAGAUCUAAGAUCUGUCCUCCCUCAAGUUUUGAAGAAACACUUCAAGAAGCAGUGUUUGCUGGUUCACUGUCUAGUGAGAUUGCAUUUGCUGCUGACAAAGGCAGGUCUCACCGUGUUCCUGCUGACAAGAGCAGAACUGGGGUGAAUCAAGAAGAUUUUGUAUUGGAUCAGGAUUCUUUAAGCAUCCAUAGCCAUGAAGAGAAGACAUGUACUGCAAAAAAAAUUGAGGAAACUCUGCUUGGAGAUGCAACCAAAUCAGACAGGCGUAGCGCCAGAGUCCAGAGAGCCAACGGCAAUGUAAGAUUCAGUCAAGACACGAGUGGACUUCAUGAACUCCAUUCUCUAAAGAGCAGCUCACCCAGACGCAUUCAACGUGGUGAGGACACAGAAGGUCCUAGUCCAGCUGUACCAACUGAUUUGCUGAAGGACCAUGUUAAUUUGUUAGAAAAGGAGAAAAAUCCUUCAGACACGGUCUCUCUCAUUCAAAAAGGGGUUCCUAGAGAGCAAACCAGCAUGUCUUGCCAUUCGGCUCCAAAUCAGCUUUUCUCCACUACAUCUGCGUACCCAUCAUCCCCAACUAAGAAGGUUCUGUCUUGUGUCCAUAUAACUCUUUCCCCAAAGGGCACUAACUCAGAGCUGUGUGGUGACCUGAACACUGAAAAUGAGAAGAGCCUGGGCAAUAAGCCUGAAGUUGAUCCUCAACGGGUGUGUUCAAAACCAGAAAUUUCAUUAGAUGCUGUUUCUAAAUUAUCAAGUACUGACCCUAUCCUGGCAGAUCAAAGAUCUAGUUUUCCAGUCCCAGUAUCUUCAGCAGAUUCCUGCCUUGUGCUUUCCUCUGUUGCAAACACAGCAGGGCAAGAGCUAAAGCCUCUUCUUCAACCAAGCUGUGAGAGACCACAGGCCACUGCUCCGGGCUCAGAGGCAUCUCAUCUGAACAAUAAUUUCAGGUCUGUAGUAUUGGAAGAAAAUGGGAAAACUACCUCUGAUGCUGCCACUCAGAUAACAACAGAAAGUCCUGAAAAGACAACCUUUUCGUCAGAAAUUUAUAUUAAUCCUAAAGACAUUGAAAAUGCCACCCUGCAGCCAUCUCUCCAGAAAGCUCAUCAGGUCUCCAGUUGUGCAGCUUCAUGCCCGAACAGGAUUUCUGCUCWUCCAAGGCAGGGGGGUCAGCCGCUACUGCUGCCCUAUAAACCUUCGGGAAGCACUGGGAUGUAUUAUGUUCCUUAUCCGAAGGCCGUGCCCCAAAUGUCCCCAGUUUCCUCAGAAGUGCCUGCUGAGAGCUCUCGCUCAGGAUCAAAGGAUGCUUUUCCUCCAAGCUUUCCAGCAGAUGUACUUGGUUUAGGGGACGAGAAUCCUCCAGGCAGUAUAGCUGUUAAGCAUAAAGCAGGAAUCUCUAGUAAAAAGGCCAAGCCCAGRCUAGCCUGGACUGAGAAGCAAAUGAUGCCACUGGAGGUUGCCUCAGAAUGCCUGAAUCAAUUGAAGCCUGUAAAAGCCAGUCAUUCCACGUUCAGGUCGGCGCAGUUCUUCCUGCAUCCUCCAAUGCCCAUGGACGACGGGUACUCGGUGUCGGAGAGUGAGGCCUCGGAGGAGGGCUCUGGCCCAGGACACACUGGACCUUCCUCCAUCGCUUUCCAGAACUGGAGAAAGACACAGCCCCAUCAGCCAGUUUCCUCUGCUCGUCGUAGGAAGGAGGAUGAAAAUGAAUUCCUUCCCCUAACUGCAGAAGCAGAUUACAGCAGGAAUGAGGAUGUAGCCGUUAGUACAUCCAUGGGGAAGGAAACUUCAGGGAAGGAGCUAUUUCAGCAUGCCAGAAGAGAAGCAGAACAGAAAAAGACCAGAAUGACUGACUUGAACAAGGAUCUGGAGACAGACCUUCCGGUGAAACAGAGAACCCAUUCUAGUGGUAGCUUAGAUGAACUCUGGACUAAAUUUCUGCGGUGCCAGAGGAGACACCAGCACCACYAUUUUAGGAGAGCUGGUGAGCUGUCCCUUGUAGAACGCCUUGAUCGGCUGGCUAGAGUCCUUCAGAACCCCAUUAAGCACACGCUGAUACCUACAGAGCCUGGCAGGAAUGUUUCUGAAGAGAGAAGGAAGGGAGGAGAGCAGCAGAAAACAAGGCUUCAGGAAAAGAACACGUGUGGAAGUAACUUAGAGCCUAAUGCAGCACACGGCGAAGAAAGACCACGUAUCAACCACGAUAAAAAUAGGCUUGCUGAGUUCAGGGAAAAUAGGACAAGAGAGAAGACUAUAUGUCACAUGGAUAAAAUUUUGGAGCACCAGCAGUACUUGGAAACUCCUAGUGAGGUUUCCUCAGAGACGAGGCUUGGCAGAGAUCAUGGCACUGUGGUCACUUCCACCACCUCCGAGUGGGAGACGAUGACCCCCACGGAGAUGGAAAGUGCCACGCAGACCGAGAGGAGCAGCUCUGUUUCCACCAUCGACACUGCCAGGCUGGUCAGGGCUUUUGGGCAUGAAAGGGUGCGGGUGUCCCCACGGCUGUCCCAGCUUUAUUGUGCCAUCGAUCAGCAGAAAAAUCGCUCGGAAAAGUGGGAUGAGUGGAGCAGCGCCGUGACGGGGGCAGAAUAUCCUAGGGAGGCUUCUGAGAGACAGGGGAGRAGGAAAGAGAUGCAGAAGGCAGCUGCUUUUUCACCCGAUUCAGCUUCCACUAGCAGUAGCUCUUGGGGACCAAGCUCUGCUCUUAGCAACAAGAGACGAAUACGGAUGUUAAACAAAGGUAUCCAAGCAGGAGACUUGGAGAUUGUGAGCAGUGCCACUAAAAAGAACACUCGGGAUGUUGGUGUGACUUUUCCAACUCCGAGAUGCAGCCAGCCGAGUGCACGGCCACAGGAACCCUGGCUCUGUGGCACUGGUGCUUUUGGAGAGUCAGCUGGUGUGGUCACAGAUCAGCAGGUACCAGGAGGCCGGGGCAAACAGAAGGGCCAGACGGGCAGUCUUUGUAUGGACAAAAAGAUGAAAAGGAGCAGGCUGCAUUUGCCACAAGGAGUUUCCUGGCUUGCCCAAGCAGAGGAUUUGAAAUCCGAAUCUAAGAAAGAAAACUGUUCCAGUGCCUCCUCUGGGCCGGGUCCAGCCUGGUUUGAACCACUGAGCAGCACGAAGCCGUGGCGGGAGCCGCUCCGGGAGCGGAACGGGCAGGAGCAGCAGCAGAGCAGCGCCCASCACGCGGCCCUGCCGGGGGGAGGUGCUGAGAACAGGUCCCCACGGCCCUUCGUGAGGCUGACGCUGCAGGAGGCUCUUGCGUUGCAUCGCCCUGACUUCAUCUCCCGCUCUGGAGAGCGUGUAAAGCGCCUGAAGCUGGUCAUGGAGGAGAGAAAGAUGCAGAGUGUGUUGCAGUGCGAACGAGAACAGCUGUUUAAUCCUCCUGAGAAAAGRAAGGGCCACAGGAAUGCAAGCUGCCUGCUCGCUGAAAGAGGUUAUCUGACCAGACAGAAGAGAAGAACGAUUCCAAAGAGUGAAAUGGUUCAAAGAUCCAAAAAGAUCUAUGAGCAGCUGCCAGAAGUGCAGAAGAAGCGAGAGGAAGAGAAGAGAAAAUCAGAAUACAAGUCAUACCGGCUAAAAGCCCAGCUUUAUAAAACAAAAAUCACCAACCGUGUCUUGGGGAGGAAGGURCCAUGGAACUGAUAAGGAUCUGGUGCUCAACAAAGACAUUUUACGCUCAGUAAAUUUAGUGCCUUCCUCUGUGAAGGAGAUUGUGAAGCAGAUAAUGCAGUAAACACUUAUGCAACACAUGCUCUGUGAAAUGYAAUAGUGUCAUUUUUGUACUAAUACAAUCAGCCAUAUUAAUAAGUGCUUUAAGGAUCAGGAUUUUAACGUGAAUUGAAGUCUUAAGUAAAUGGCUGUUGUUUGUAGUGUUCUGCACUUCUAAGUAUACAUAGGUUGCAAGUAUUUGCAUCAUAAUAUAUUUAUGAUUACCUGCUUAGAAUAACUUUUAUAUUUAUUAUAAAUUGUUUUUAACAAUGAUUUGUUAUGGUUU